GAUGCAUUUCAUCUUCUCAGAUGAGGCUGUGCUUCUGUUUGAUUUCUGGAGAGUCCACAGUCCUACAGGGUUUAUGGUAUACCUGAAUGUGAAAAAGAGUAUGCCUCUAGGCGUACACCCCUCCAUUUGCAAGAAAUCUUUAUAGAGAUGUGUGCACAAUGUGGGGGAGCUAUUUGGAUGGUGCUGUGUAGCUUCUUCACCCUCAACCCCUGGCUCUGCCAGAAUGAGAACCACAUUCCAGCAUGUCAGAACUACUAAGAAAUGUCUAGAGAAGCAAGGGGAUGAUGAAGGUCUGAGCUUACUGAAGGUGAGAAGGAAGAGACCAGUGGCUGGAGUGGAGAGGGGGCUGUCCCGACUCCCGCCACAGCCCCCUGGCAUGGCCCUCUCAGUGCUGGUUGUCUUGCUCCUGGCUGUACUGUAUGAAGGCACCAAGGUUGCCAAAGCCAAGUUGCUCCACAAGACUCUGGAGAACCUGCCUAAUACGACUAGCCAGCAGCUCAUCCUGGAAUCAGACCAGGACUCUACAGGCUCCAGAUCAACUCCAGCCGAUGGCCACCGCCUCAGGUGGUUUUUGUGUUACUUUGGCCAGUCCCUAGUCCAUGUCAUUCAGGUGGUCCUUGGCUACUUUGUGAUGCUGGCUAUAAUGUCUUACAACACCUGGAUUUUCCUCGGUGCGAUCGUGGGCUUGGGUGUGGGCUAUUACCUAGCCUACCCACUUCUCAGCAUGACUUAGUGGGCCAGUAGGUGCUGAGAGCUGGAGAGAGCUGGGGCCCGCGCUCCAGGCACUGUACUUCCAGCUGCUGUUUCUUAUGAUGGCCAUUGCUCACCUCUUUCCCAGUUCCUGGAAGCAAUGAGCUGAAGCCAGCAAAUGGUCCAUGGAGCUUAGAGGCCAUUGGAGCUACCUCCCCUCCCAACCUGGACUACAAAGGGCCCAGGCCUCCUGUGGUGCCUUAAGCAAGUGGCUGUGACCAAAGGGAACAUGGAAGAGACUGGAACCUGGAGGCAGAGUAGCCAGGCUGUGAUCAUAGAUCUCAGACUGCAAAUUAAAAUUUUCCAGAGAGCUUCAGUGAGGAAGGCCAUGGAACCUGGAUAACCUCUUCUGCUUUGUGCCUUAAUGCCAGGGGCAUCUCCAGUCUUGGGGGAUGGACCAUGCCAGCACCUUCUCACCUUUUUGCCUUGGAACACAUAAAGACUGCCAUUGACAAAACAAGUUUUCGCUUUGAACUCCUGAUUGGCAAUUUUGCACAUCCAUACAAAACAAAGUUCCUAAUGAACUCACUGUGUUCAUGAUGACAGCUGUACCUGUGGCAGGUCAGUCUUGUGACCAGGGCCUUCCCCAGUCCUCUUGUCUGCAUCAUAGCGAACAGCAUUUCCUAACAGAGCUGGCUGCCUCUUACUUCUUACUUGUCUUACCUAAUGUCUUGGUAGGGAGCCAUGAGUCAGUCACUGCAGGACUGAUUGGGCAGGGGUGUGUGGGGGAGGGGUGCUGACAGGUGCAAUAAGCAGUCAAACCAAAGCCAGGUCAUGUUAAGAGUUAAGUGAACUCCAGGUAUUUGAGCCUUUUCUCUUUACAGAAAAAAGUUAAGAGACAGGAAUGGGGAGACAUACCUGUAAUCCCCAGGAGGCUGAGCCUGGAGAUCAUGGGCUUGAGGGUGGCCUAGUCUACAUAGAGGUCCAGGCUAGCCUGGGAUGCUUGGUGAAACAUACACACAUACACACAUGGCAGUCAUUGCUUCAUGUAUAGUGUCUAUAUUCAAGUACCUUACUGACUCAAUGAAAAGAUGGUUUUAAGCUUUGGGAAUUAUAAACAAAUACACUUUAAUAAAUUUCUAUUUUGAACAGUC
Messenger RNA from Microtus ochrogaster (prairie vole), 1844 nucleotides. RefSeq names its product solute carrier family 31 member 2 (gene Slc31a2). The record is from RefSeq and is a predicted model, not a curated record. The transcript is spliced from 4 exons. Gene Ontology annotation, cellular component: membrane. Gene Ontology annotation, biological process: copper ion transmembrane transport. Lineage: Eukaryota; Metazoa; Chordata; Mammalia; Rodentia; Cricetidae. The coding region runs from base 224 to 733 and encodes 169 amino acids. Gene Ontology annotation, molecular function: copper ion transmembrane transporter activity.